AUGGCUGCCCCCCAGAGCGAUGCCUUCAAGAAGGCCAUUGAGGACUCCAAGAAGCUCACCUCUAAGCCCGGCCCUGACGAGCUCCUCCAGCUCUACGGUAACCGCCACCUUACCCCCCCUCGCCACGUUCCCAUCCCAGCUAACAUGUUGUCUUCUCGCACAGCUCUCUACAAGGUCGGCACUGGUGAGGACUUCUCCAAGGCCGGUGGCAAGGCCAAGCACAAGGCGUGGGAGAAGGUCGUCAACGAGGGUGUCACCCCCGAGGCCGCACAGGAGCAAUACGUCAAGCUCGUCGAGGAGCUCAAGGAGAAGUACGGCUACGACGAGAACAAGGUGCCCGAGGCCGUCGGCGGAAACUAG
Molecule: messenger RNA, 360 nt
Organism: Fusarium falciforme
Lineage: Eukaryota; Fungi; Ascomycota; Sordariomycetes; Hypocreales; Nectriaceae
Product: ACB domain-containing protein
Exons: 2
Coding region: 1-360 (119 amino acids)
Molecular function (GO): fatty-acyl-CoA binding
Source: RefSeq, a predicted model, not a curated record